Ilyonectria robusta is the source of this 630-nucleotide messenger RNA. Its product is annotated as linker histone H1 and H5 family-domain-containing protein. NCBI's taxonomy places the organism in Eukaryota, Fungi, Ascomycota, Sordariomycetes, Hypocreales, Nectriaceae. Gene Ontology annotation, biological process: nucleosome assembly. The record is from RefSeq and is a predicted model, not a curated record. Gene Ontology annotation, molecular function: DNA binding; structural constituent of chromatin. Gene Ontology annotation, cellular component: nucleosome. The transcript is spliced from 5 exons. Bases 1 to 630 code for a protein of 209 amino acids.
AUGGCUCCCACCAAGGCCGCCUCCACCUCCAAGAAGUCUGGCCAUGCCAGCUACCAGGACAUGAUCACUGAUGCCAUUGCCAACCUCAAGGACCGCAAUGGCUCCAGCCGUCAGUCUCUUAAGAAGUAUGUCAAGGCCAACAACGCCCUCAACGUCACGGACAACAUGUUCGACUCGCUCUUCAACAAGGCUUUGAAGGCGGGUGUUGAGAAGGGUGCCUUUGAGCAGCCCAAGGGUCCCUCCGGUGGCACCAAGCUGGCUAAGAAGAAGCCCGAGCCCAAGAAGGAGAAGAAGCCCGUCGCCAAGAAGGAGGCCGCUCCCAAGGAGAAGAAGCCUGCUGCCAAGAAGGCUGCCGCCCCUAAGAAGGCCGCCGCUCCUAAGAAGGAGGCCGCGCCUGAGAAGAAGGCUCCCGUCAAGAAGGCUGCUCCUAAGAAGGAGGCUGCUCCUGAGAAGAAGGCCCCUGCUAAGAAGGCGGCCGCCCCUAAGAAGGCCGAGAAGCCCGAGACUACUCUGACCAAGACCAAGACUGGCCGUGUCACAAAGGCUGCUGCUAAGCCUGCGCCCGCAAAGAAGGCCGCUGCCCCCAAGAAGGCGGCCGCACCAAAGAAGGCUGCUGCUGCCAAGGCAUGA